Hibiscus syriacus is the source of this 1015-nucleotide messenger RNA. Its product is annotated as NAC domain-containing protein 21/22-like. Gene Ontology annotation, biological process: regulation of DNA-templated transcription. The record is from RefSeq and is a predicted model, not a curated record. The transcript has 3 exons. Bases 124 to 972 code for a protein of 282 amino acids. Gene Ontology annotation, molecular function: DNA binding. NCBI's taxonomy places the organism in Eukaryota, Viridiplantae, Streptophyta, Magnoliopsida, Malvales, Malvaceae.
CCAUAUAAUAUUUUCUAGAAAAUCAUCCCAUACCUUCUUUUGCAUUCAACCCCUACCUUAAAUUAAUCAAAGAUUUUCUUCUCCAAUUUCUCCUACCUUUCCCUUGUUAACAACAUAAAAAAAAUGGGGCUAAGGGACAUUGGAGCUACACUGCCUCCUGGCUUUAAGUUUUACCCAAGUGAUGAGGAAUUAGUGUGCCAUUAUCUCUACAAAAAGAUUGCAAAUGAGGAGGUCUUGAAGGGUACUUUGGUGGAAAUUGAUUUGCAUACAUGUGAGCCAUGGCAGCUUCCUGGUAUACGCUCUCUCUCUGUUAACGAGUGGUACUUCUUCAGCUUCCGUGACAGGAAAUACGCGACAGGGUUUCGGACUAAUCGAGCAACGGGAUCCGGGUACUGGAAGGCAACGGGGAAAGAUCGAACGGUGAUCGACCCGAUAACACAGGAAGUAGUGGGGAUGAGAAAAACACUGGUAUUUUAUAUGAACCGAGCUCCGAAUGGAAUCAAAACAGGUUGGAUCAUGCAUGAAUUUCGUCUCGAGACCCCACAUAUGCCCCCUAAGGAAGACUGGGUUUUAUGUAGAGUAUUUAAUAAGAUCAAAGGAGCAGAAAACAACACCGAAAGGAGCCCCCACAUGAUGUACGAGACCUCAACUCAAACAAGCAUGGCUUGCGGCGGGCAUCAACAAAUCAGCAGCUCUGUAUCCACCACACCCGCACAUCAUCAACACCAUGGCCAAAGCUUGUUAACCCUACUUCAUUCCUCUCGGCUAAAGAACAAUAAUAACAAUAAUGAUAGCUUCAGCAAUUAUGAAGUUAGCUCGAAAGUCGUCGACGAUGAUUACGAGUUCUUGUGGGACAUGAACAUGGAAGAAAACAGCUUGGAGGAUCGUCAUCAUGUUCAUGGCCAUGGGGUGGCCGAUUCCAACUUGGAGGAUGUAGGAUUUGAGAUUGAUAAUAGCAUGGUUUUCCUAUGAAGAUAUAGACAUGAUAUUUCAUAUGAUUUAGGGUAAAAAAGAA